UGGCCUUGGGGGAGUGUGGCCUACAGUUCCUGUUCUGGCCCCUCAGGGGGUUGUUCGUUUUGUGUCUGGGCCCCUCAGGACUGUGGUAGAGCCUGACUGCUGGAAGGUCGAACUUUAGAGAGGACUCGAACAAAAAAGACCGUCCUGGGCCUGGUGCGGCGAGGACGCCUAUGUUGUGAAGCGGACCGAACCUCCCAGCUGCCUUGUAGAACCCAGUCAGGGCCCGGCUCCCAGCCACGCAGGGGCCCCAGGCGGCCCAGGGCAGGCACACUUAGAGGUUCAUACACUGUCUUCGUGGUGGACCGUUUGCUUUGCUCUCUGCCAACCACACCCUUGGGAUACGUAUGUCCGAACCGUUCCAUUAUCUUUGCUCCUGCUGUUUCGGGACAGCUCUGAACAUCCUGCCCCUUGGGAACCCUCAUUCGUCCUGCUAACACGGCCUUGAUCCUUGGCUGUCGAGUGCAGGAGUGGAGGCGGGGAGGUGCAGGAGACACCAAAAACAAAAUUGGGCACCUCUAACAGCCAAGCACGGUGACGCUGGAAGUAGGCACCGAGGAGAAGACCCCCUGGACUAAGUAGGUCGAGGAAACCUGGGUCAUGCUCAGGGACGCCUGGCAUGAGGUCACUGGUUCCAUCCCGAGUAGGGAGCUCACUUCAGGCGGGGCUCCGGAAAUGGUGAGAGAGGAACCACGAUACCCAGGAUCACAGGAUUUUCAGGCAACACCCAGCCACACCAGGAUUAUCUACCUUUUGGUACAGACAAAAAAGCAGCAAUUGGACAGGAAAAAAAUGGCGUUGAAACAGAUUUCCAGCAACAAGUGCUUUGGGGGAUUGCAGAAAGUUUUUGAACAUGACAGCGUUGAACUGAAAUGCAAAAUGAAAUUUGCUAUCUACUUACCACCAAAGGCAGAAACUGGAAAAUGCCCUGCACUAUAUUGGCUGUCUGGUUUAACUUGCACAGAACAGAAUUUUAUAUCAAAAUCUGGUUAUCAUCAGGCUGCCUCAGAACACGGCCUUGUUGUCAUUGCUCCAGAUACAAGUCCUCGUGGCUGCAACAUUAAAGGAGAAGAUGAGAGCUGGGACUUCGGCACUGGUGCUGGGUUUUAUGUGAAUGCCACUGAAGAACCUUGGAAAACUAACUACAGAAUGUACUCUUACGUAACGGAGGAGCUUCUCCAACUCAUAAAUGCCAAUUUUCCAGUGGACCCCCAAAGGAUGUCUAUUUUUGGCCACUCCAUGGGAGGCCAUGGAGCUCUGAUUUGUGCUUUAAAGAAUCCUGGAAAAUACAAAUCUGUCUCAGCAUUUGCUCCAAUUUGCAAUCCAGUGCUCUGUCCUUGGGGCAAAAAGGCCUUUAGUGGAUAUUUGGGAACAGAUCAAAGUAAAUGGAAGGCUUAUGAUGCUACUCAUCUUGUGAAGUCCUACUCAGGUUCUCAACUGGACAUACUAAUUGAUCAAGGAAAAGAUGACCAGUUUCUUUCAGAUGGACAGUUACUACCUGAUAACUUCAUAGCUGCCUGCACAGAAAAAAAAACCCCUGUUGUUUUUAGAUUACAAGAGGGUUAUGAUCAUAGCUACUACUUCAUUGCAACCUUUAUUACUGAUCACAUCAGACAUCAUGCAAAAUACCUGAAUGCAUGAAAAACCUCAGAAAAGAGACUCUCUUCAGGAUUAUAAAAAUUGUAAUAAACAGAAAUGCAGGGAAAAAAGAUUUCAAGAAAAGAUUUCAUUACUGUAUUUUGUAAUGCUAAAAAUGCUUCACUCUGUCGUUAAAUCACCUUUUGAAUAAAUGUAUGAAAC
Molecule: messenger RNA, 1797 nt
Organism: Rhinolophus ferrumequinum (greater horseshoe bat)
Lineage: Eukaryota; Metazoa; Chordata; Mammalia; Chiroptera; Rhinolophidae
Product: S-formylglutathione hydrolase
Exons: 2
Coding region: 598-1638 (346 amino acids)
Biological process (GO): formaldehyde catabolic process
Cellular component (GO): cytosol
Molecular function (GO): S-formylglutathione hydrolase activity
Source: RefSeq, a predicted model, not a curated record